Messenger RNA from Pyricularia oryzae 70-15, 3693 nucleotides. RefSeq lists its product as uncharacterized. Gene Ontology annotation, cellular component: nucleus. Bases 60 to 2204 code for a protein of 714 amino acids. Gene Ontology annotation, biological process: regulation of transcription by RNA polymerase II. The transcript has a single exon. The record is from RefSeq and is a predicted model, not a curated record. Lineage: Eukaryota; Fungi; Ascomycota; Sordariomycetes; Magnaporthales; Pyriculariaceae.
AUCUAACAAAACAAAAUCCCUAUCAUAUAACAUAUCACUGCAAAACUUUCCGACUAAACAUGCUAUUGACAAGACCAUUCCAAUCCCACAAUCAUUUCCAACAACAGAACACUGCCAACACUGCUUCCACAGGCAUCGACGCCAACAGCAGCAGCACAUAUAAUCAGAGGACAAGCGCAAACCCGAGGAGCAAUUUUGCCUACGGCUACAACAUACAAGCACACGAGAUCCCACACGACAUCGACGCAAACACCGACCUGGGACUCGACGUCGAAUUCAGCCCGCUCAACGCAGACUCGGACAUCGCCCUGUCGCCUUUCUCGACAAACUCGUGGCUCUCGUCGAGCUCACCUUCACUGAUGAGCAACGCUGAUCUGAUGCCGACGUCUGAGAACUGGUAUGCCCAAAGCCAAAUAAGCAACAAGCCGGGACACAGAACAUCAGCGCACAAUAGGGAGUCGUCGCUCUCUUCACUGGGCUCGGCCGGCCCGGCGUCGCCUUACUCGCAGUCUACGACAAACCCACAGAUCGCCGUGACAGACUCGUUGACGGAUGGGUUCGGGGGCAGCAACAUGUUCGGCACGAACGAUUCUUACUACCACUUGGCAAAGUCCUUUGGCCCCGGCCAGGAUGGAAGCAACUUUUCACCCAACUACCCUAACCACUUGCACACCAACCCCACAGCAACCGCAUACAACCAAGUGCUGGCGCAUCAAAAGCCCAAGUCCGAGAGGGGACUUUUACCUCCGCCCGAGCUAUCCGCUAGCAGUGCGUCAAAGUCACGCCCAGUCUCGGUGGCGAGCUCAGUUGCUUCUCAUGACUCACCAGCAACCCCAUGUCACGUUGAGGCGGAAGAUGAGAGGAGACAGAGGCAUGCCGGCAGCCUUCACGUUGUCCCCAAGCUCGACAGGACCAUGACCGAUAUUUACAACGACGAGCUCUACAGCCCCAACUUUACUCUGAGCACCUCAACUCCGUCACACGCACAACCUUCGCAAAGCUCUGGCUCUCCGCAUCAAGACAUGUUUGCGCAGCGACUACAGGCAGCCCAACAGCACCUUAGCGCUGCCCAAACUCCGACAACGGCAGUGUCUCGUGAUCGCUCGCCAUUCCGCAAUGGGUCACCGCUCGCACCGACACCCAUGCACGACUUUGGCCCUGAGCCUUCGCACUGCCAGCAGCGUCAAGGGCAGGCUCAGCAGCCAAGGCAGCUGGGCUUCAAGUCGGCACAGCAACUACGGGAGCAGCACAAGGCAGAGCAGGACAACGAGGUCCUUCGCCAGCAGCUGAACAGAGGAUCAAAUGCAGCGACACCUCAAACGAUAUCGCCCAAGGACGCCAUGCUUGAGUUUAACGACAACGAUGAUAUGAGCAACGUGCCACUUUUCCCGCAAACAUCUUCAAAUGGCAUGAGCGGCUUCACGGAGGACGAGCUCAACAAGGCUGUUGCCGCGGCCGCUGCCGCAUCUGCUGCCGCCCAGAGCACCCAGGGAUUUGGCACACAUGGCCUGCCCAUGGACGCGAGCGCAUUCACCUUCACAGCAGCACCAAUGGCGCCCACGAUACAGAUUCCUCAGGCUUAUCCAUUUGUUGGCGCCAGCCAGAUGUCGAUGCAGCAGACUCCAGUCUCGAUGCGCGGUUCAUCAUCUACUCCAGGGCACCUGUCGGCUACAAGCCAUUCAAACAGCACACAUAGCAGCAUCAGCCCGAACAUGAACAGCCCGGGGAGGCCAGAGGGUAGGAUCACCGCUGAUGGCGGCACAUACACUUGCACUUACCACGGCUGCAGCCUGCGAUUCGACACGCCGGCGCUCCUGCAAAAGCACAAGCGCGAGGGUCAUCGUCAGGCACAUGGCCUUAGCACAAGUGGACGCAGGGCAGACAUGGAGAUGGGGCAUGGCGGAGACGGCAUGACGUCGCAGCUCCUCAAUACUCAGCACGGGCCCCACAAGUGCAACCGCAUCAACCCGAGUACAGGCAAGCCCUGCAACACCAUCUUCUCUCGACCCUACGACCUUACAAGGCACGAGGACACGAUCCACAAUGGCCGCAAGCAGAAGGUUAGGUGCGAUUUGUGUACUGAGGAGAAGACUUUUAGCCGCGCGGAUGCGCUUACGAGACACUAUCGAGUUUGCCAUCCCGACGUCGAGUUUCCCGGGAAGCAUCGUCGUCGAGGAAUGCAGGGAAGCAACAAUCAUCAGUGAGCAAAGGAGUCACGUUAAUUGCUACGAAGUUUACUGUACGACUUGAUUUCUUGUUCGGCAUUUCCGAAUGACGGCACGUUGCACAAUGAGGGGACAGGGUGUUUGGCUUGUGUGGUUGUGUGUGUGAGUGUGUUGUGUGUUACCCGAAGACCCAGCCUGAAACCCUUAUUUGGGAUGGCUACGCAAGACAAGCAGGGAAUGCUACAGCGAGAAAAGAAAAAGAAGAAAAAAAAUCAUACUAGCAUUCAGUCCAUCCGAACCACGGCUGCACACAACCUGGACGAUCACAGGGACAGCCACUUGGGAACAAAGCCCAACGGCAACGGCAUUUCUCAAGGAAGGGAGGUCCUUGGCUGGUGGGGAAUCAAAUGACGGCAUCGACGGGGUCCUGAGUCGUCAUUAGCGCGAUUGAGACGCUUUGAGGAGCCCAAGCCCGGCUCCCCGCCCGACCAGUGGUGAUCGAUUGGCGCCCCGCCAAGACCACCAUGGGCCCCAGAAAAAUUCAGGGUCCAGCGAACUCGCUGCACGGUUGGGGGCCCCACCGCCGAGGCGCCGGAAGCAGCGCUCCAUUGCCAAUCCCGGUCAAAGAGAACCCUGGAUGACGUCAGAUGUGAUCAUCCACGAACCCUUUCCGCGGUUGGCUCCUGCUUUUCCUUUUGUCAAAGACGACAUGGAAGCAUCACCGAGUGUCUAGAAAGAGCUCAUUCUUUUGCGUCGAUUGAGAGGAAUACCAGGCCAACCCAUCCAUCGCAACCCUCAUUACGAAGUAGCAUAGCAUCAUACAUUUAUUUUUACGCCCUUGGAUCACACACCCCCAUUACGACACGAUACGAAACAAAAUUUGUUCACUUCAUUUGGGCUGGUCUUUUGUUUUUCUCUUAUCUUUAUUUUUUUGACUUUUGUUGUACACUACCUAUAUUUCUUCUCCCAGACAUCAUGACCCGCAACAUCGUCACCACCAUCAUCAUUCCUUCUAUCCUUUGGUAAUACGUCAUUUGACGUGCCAUUUGAGAUGGACAUUUUGGGAGCGGAUUUUCUGCAACACCCCCUGGAUCUGUUUAGCGAUUGAAUUUUUAAUGAGUGCAGCUUUACUCUUCGAUUCCUCUUCAUUUACUCAUGUAUUUUUUUCUUCUUUUCUUUUGAGGACCAUUUUCAGUUCAAUUAGCGGCGACACAAAAUAUAGAUGGGAUACCACUGGGACGGGCAACUUUUGGGUUUUCUCUCCUAAUUCAUCAUUCACAUACUAUAUUCAUUUUUUUCUUCUUACAUUUGCAAUGAGUGAUCACCCGAGUGCAGAAUAGCCUGCCAAGCGGUGCAUUACAUUUGGGUACAUCUCUUUUUCUUUCUUUAGACAUGGGGAAAAGUAUGAGGAAAAAAACUUGGAAUAAAUCAGACGACGGCAUCAGCGUGUUGUACUAAGUACUGUAAUUGAACUUAAAAUUGUACAUGAACCCUUGCUGAGGAGUGACUACCGCGUAUACAGUGAGUG